UGAAGGUCGCGUCUUGCAUCUCGCAAGUUUUGAUGUGCAGCAGACACUUUCGAGAGUAUUUUGAGACUGUCUAUUCAUAACAAAUAUCUCUCUUUCUAAUAUUAUAAUAUUUCCAGAAUAUAAUUACACGUGACUUAACCCGAGACAGUGAAUGAUCGUCAGGAGAUCCUUGGUUUUUCGUCUCCUUGAAGAUUCGGUCUAAGCCAGCAACAUGGCUUGCCGAUUAUUACGUGCAUAUGAAACUGUUGUAAAAACCGCACUGCAGGUCCGCAUGUUUAAUCAUGGAUUGGAAUUACCAAAACGAUGUCUGGCUACGUCGAUGUCCGAAAGUCUUCUGAAAACACAAUCCCCUCUGACCUGUACUGUUCGGUACACAAACUUCUUCAAUAAACGACCUGGUGAAACACUAUGGAAGGCUGUUAUGAGUGUCAGUAACGCUGGUAGAAAACGAGGUAGAGGAAAGGGAAAAAGGAUGAAUAAGAAUUUGAACAGAGGUCAAAUAAUUGGUUUCGGACAAGCUAAUAUAAUAUGGCCAGGUCUGACCUCACCGGUAUUGCGUGGAAAAGAACUUGUUCAGCAAGAGAAACUUCCUGAAGACCCGGAUCGUAUGGCAAAACUAAUAAGAUUACGCGACACCCAGACUGGUCGCAGAUCCCUCAAACUUCAUCCCCUAGAUAGAGGAUGGACAGGGAACAAGUUACCGGGAAGAAGCGUAGGACCUCCUGACCCUAGAGGGGAAGAAACCUUUGAAGGAUUUGACUCAAGGUGCUUAGAAUCAAAGGCUGUUUUCAACAUGACCGGUAACAUGGGUCGAAAAAGGAAAAUGAGUAUAUUUGUUAUAACUGGUAAUGGAAACGGAUUGGCUGGCUUUGGACUUGGCAAGGCCAUAGAUUCCGUUGCAGCCCUCAGAAAUGCUAAAACUCGAGCUGGUCAGAGGCUCUUGCAUAUUGAAAUUUAUAACAAUCAUACAGUGUUUCACGACUUUUACACACAAUUUGGGAGGACGAAAAUUUUCGUUCAGAAGAAGCAUCCAGGCUACGGUUUGGAGUGUCAUAGGGCAAUUAAAACUUGUUGCCAAGUAAUUGGGAUAAAAGAUUUACAUGCCAAAGUCGAGGGAUCGACCAACGUGCAACACAUCGUCAAAGCCUUUUUCAUUGGGCUGCUCAAACAGAAAACCCAUCUUCAACUAGCCGAAGAGAAAAAAUUGCAUUUAGUUGAAUUUCGAAAAGAAACCGGAGAAUUUCCACAUGUUGUAGCUUCGCCAUCGGUCGUUAGGAAACCAGAAGAAAUAAGUAACAGUGAAAUUCUGGAUUUUAAACAAUAUGUGAUGGAAAAUCGUGUUGUUUUGCGGAAAAAAAAAUUUCCUCCGUUUUACACAAAACUGAAGUCAUGGGAAAUUCGGCUCAGGCGUCAGGAAUACCUCAGGAAUCAAGACAAAGUGAGAAUUCGUUUGCUGGCUAAUCACGGCGAGCUCAAAAGUUUCUUAACCGAUAAAUAUCCUGAAGCAAGACCCUAUAAACGACCAUUAGCAGAAAGUGAGGCUGAAGCUCAAUAAAGAAUCGCUAACUAUUAAAUCCAUUGUAUACGCAUUGUGUACUGUUAAUUUGUAAAUAAAUCACAUGGAUCGGUAUAGCUUCA
Molecule: messenger RNA, 1638 nt
Organism: Athalia rosae (coleseed sawfly)
Lineage: Eukaryota; Metazoa; Arthropoda; Insecta; Hymenoptera; Athaliidae
Gene: mRpS5
Product: 28S ribosomal protein S5, mitochondrial
Exons: 6
Coding region: 212-1555 (447 amino acids)
Biological process (GO): translation
Cellular component (GO): ribosome
Molecular function (GO): RNA binding; structural constituent of ribosome
Source: RefSeq, a predicted model, not a curated record